UAACCACAAAUACAUUUAAUUCACAUAGCAGGACACACAAUUCUUACAAUAUAUUUCAUAUAAGAGAGCACAGCACACUUUAUUCUUCAUUAUAUAUUUUAACUUCAGUGUCUCUCUGAAGCUUCGGGACUGAUCUAUCCUCUCAUCUCCUCUUUGUGUGCUGCUGUGGGUCGGUGCAGGACACUCAUGGGAGAUAUUGGCUCACAAGGGGGCUCGCCCAUCCACCCGAUGUUCCUCUCCAAGCUGCCCCCCCCUGCAGACCUGGCUGUUGCAGCCUUCCUCACCUUUACUGGUUUGACAUCAGUGCUGGGAAACGGCAUGGUGUUAUUGCUCUACUGUAGAAAAAGAAAGAAGCUCAGACCUCCAGAGCUCCUCACCAUCAACCUGGCUCUCUGCGAUUUUGGCUAUAGCCUCUUUGGGGCGCCAUUCUUCAUCAUUUCAAGCCUGUGCCAUGCCUGGGUGUUUGGGGAGACGGGGUGCCUCUGGUACGGCAUUCAGGGCUUUGUGUUUGGCAUCGGCUCUCUUCUCACCACCUGUCUCAUCUCUGUGGACCGCUGCCUGAAGAUCUGUUGCUCAAGAUACGGUCAAUGGGUUGAGAGAUGCCACGUCUCUCUGUCCAUAUUGCUGAUGUGGGUUUAUACACUGUUCUGGGCCCUGCUGCCUGCUUUUGGCAUUGGAAGUUACGGAGCAGAACCUUAUGGGACCAGCUGCACCAUCAACUGGUGGAGAAUGAGAUCAUCUCUAAAUGACAAAAUUUAUAUUUUCCUCAUCCUGACAUUGUGCUUCGGACUGCCAACGCUUGCCAUCGUCAUUUCAUAUCUGGCAAUCCUGCUGACGGUCAACAGAUCGAAUCGCAAUCUGGCAUCUAUAUCGUCCUCAUCUGUCAGUCACACCAGCAAAGAAGUGAAACUAGCAAAGAUGGCAGCUGUAGUGUGCAGUAGCUUCCUCCUGGCCUGGAUGCCCUACGCUGCUGUGUCUCUGAUCUCUGCACUCCUUCCCAGACACCAAGAGGUAGGAGGCACUUUACUUUCUAUGAAGGAGGAGACAGCGGAUCCUAAUGUUCCCAGGAUCUUUGAUGUACCCUCUUUGCUCAACUGGACUACUGCAGAAUAUUACAGACAAAUCCACGACAAUCCUGAGAGUAAUCGGAGUGAAGUGAGCAGCACGACUUCUGCCUCCAUCACCGGCCUGAGUGAGAAAGAAGCUGAGCCAGUGACCACGACCCUGCAGUCGCACUCUUCUCUACCACCUGUAGUCACCUUGAUCCCUGCUUUGUUUGCGAAGUCUCACUCCAUGAUCAACCCUUUAAUCUACCAGAUAAUGAACAGGGCGUUCAGGGAUGAUGUCUACGUCAUGGUGUUCGGCCAAGAGAUGGCAGGGAGGAGGCGCAUGCAAGGGAGGAAUCAGAGCUUCUGUGAAAGCGGACUCAGCAUUUCGUAUCGCCAUAGCUGGAGGAGGAACAAGAGUAUGGCUAUGUUUGUAGAAAGAAAACACAUACAUUUGAAGAAUACAGAAGAACACAGCCACCCAGGGAGCAGUAGAGGAAGAUCAAAGUCGUGGGCAGACAAUACCUCAGUCAGGACUGAUGCUUUGGACUCUUUGGAGACUGCAGGAGAUAUGGAGAGACACUUCACCAAAGUUGGACAGAAGAAAUCCAGCAAUGACUGACAGAUUGAUUAUAGAUAGACAGAUGGUGGAUGGAUGGAUAGGUGGGUGCAUGGAUUGAGAAAUAGAUAUAUAUAUAUAGAUAGCUAGAUGAUAGAAAGAAAGUCAAAGAUUUGCUGUGAAAACAAACUAUGGACUAAAGGCAAAAUAAAUAAAAAAUCAACCUGUGCUACUGGCGCCCCUCUUUGUUAAAAAAAAAAACAAGAGGAGGUUUUGGCAUUGUUUUUUUUUUUCUGUGGCUCCAUGUUUCAAAACGUUUGUUAUAUUCAGGCCAAAAAAGUACAUCAACACUACAUCAAAAACAUAGUUAUUUUAAUUUAGACUAUGUUUCUAAAUUAUUGUUCUUAUAUAUUCAUAUGUUCUCUUUUUAUUUUUGUUUAUUGCUUGUUUUUUGUGAUCACAAUGUUAAAGUAUUAAGAGUUUUAAAAAAAGAAAAGAAAUGUGAUGCAUGUGAUGU
Messenger RNA from Labrus mixtus (cuckoo wrasse), 2122 nucleotides. RefSeq names its product opsin 9 (gene opn9). The transcript has 8 exons. Bases 187 to 1668 code for a protein of 493 amino acids. Gene Ontology annotation, cellular component: membrane. Gene Ontology annotation, molecular function: G protein-coupled receptor activity. Lineage: Eukaryota; Metazoa; Chordata; Actinopteri; Labriformes; Labridae. Gene Ontology annotation, biological process: G protein-coupled receptor signaling pathway. The record is from RefSeq and is a predicted model, not a curated record.